This is a messenger RNA of Gasterosteus aculeatus aculeatus (three-spined stickleback), 2575 nucleotides long. RefSeq names its product RAS (RAD and GEM)-like GTP binding 2 (gene rem2). The record is from RefSeq and is a predicted model, not a curated record. Gene Ontology annotation, molecular function: GTP binding; GTPase activity; calcium channel regulator activity. NCBI's taxonomy places the organism in Eukaryota, Metazoa, Chordata, Actinopteri, Perciformes, Gasterosteidae. Gene Ontology annotation, cellular component: plasma membrane.
GGUGACAAGAGGGGGAGCGCCGUGCUGCUGAUGGGUUUCGUUCCGCUUCACACAAGAACUCGCCUCUCAUUCCGUCCGCAGACGCAGGUGUAGCCUUCUUACUCGCUCCUCCAGCCCCAGACGUGCUCCCGUCUGCCUUCCGGUCACCACGGGCGGAUUUGCACGCUCGGGAGUGGGAGGAAUGACAUGAUGUUAAAGGAGAUGUGGUGCGUCUCUCGCGUGCGCCGCCUGUUACCGCCGCUGUGAACGCGAUGCCGGCUGCGCGCGCGGCGCAGAUGAGCUGAGGCGGUUUUUUAACGGCAUCACCUGUUCCACAAAGAGAAUACUUUUUGACAACCAUGGCGGACCAGUACAGUAUGUUUCUCACCACGGCGCCGCCCCUGCGACGUGGAAGCACACCCCUGCCUCUCAAACACCAGCUGCGAAGGGAAGAGGCCGUAUCAGAGGACUGUGAUUGGAUUCCGGGCAUGGAGGAGCCGGCCAUGUUGCCUAUCAGUGGCACAGGUGUGUCUCAGGAGUCCAGCGGCAAAUCGGCAGCCGCCCAGUCGGCUUACCACAGCCACGGCGGAGCUUUGAAGAUAGUGCUACUGGGACAGAACGGCGUGGGCAAGUCGUCGCUAGCCUUAUCUCUGGCCGGGCAAUCGGACAGAUCCCUCUCUAUAGACUCUGAGACGCAAGCGUGUGGUGAGGGCUACGAGUGCUCAGUGACGAUCGACGACGAGGACAGCAAACUCAUCAUUUUUGACAACUGGAAACAGGAGCUCUCCACACUACAGUGUGACGUGUGCAUCCUGGUCUUCUCGGUGACUGACAGGCGAAGCUUCCACCGCACUGCCCAGCUCCGCCUCCUCCUUAGGGAGUCCCAGCCACACACACCAAUCAUCCUGGUGGGAAACAAGAGCGACCUGGUCCGCUCCCGUGAAAUCAGCUCAGAAGAGGCCCAAUCCAGCAGUAUGAUGUUUGACUGCGUCUACAUGGAGCUCUCAGCCUCACUGGACCAUGGUACCAACGAGCUGUUGGAGACCGCCGUUCGAACUGCGAGGGGUGACUGCGUGGGCCCCGGCUGGACCGACGGUGAGUCUGGGGCAGGCCGCAGGGAGAGCCUAACCAGCCGGGCCAAGCGCUUCCUGUCGGGGUUGGUACCGCGCUCGUACGGUCGAGACCGGGAUCGGGAUCGAGGCCGGUACAGGGAGAUGAGCCGCCACCGCGGCAGCAAGAUCCUCCGCCAGAAGUCCCGCUCCUGCCACGACCUCAGUGCACUGUGAUACACAAACACGUGCAUACACAUAGGGCAAGGCCCACACAUGAACACACACAUACACACCAGAUUGAAGGAUAUGGAGCGGACACGUUUAAACAGAGAGAGGGUAAAUGGAAGAUGGUAGGACCUGUAGAUGAUUAGACGUAGCAACAAGGAAGGGAAUGGAGGAGACUCACACGAGUAGGAAAAUUAGAGGAGUGGAAGGACAGAAGCCAGUGGCAGUAAAGGUGGAUGGAUGGCGGUGAAAUCAGCCAGGAUCGCAGCACCGAACCUUUGGUUCUCCCUAUCAGAGAAACCAAUUUUAAGAGAGAAAGAGGCCGGGUUGAGAGAGAUAAACAGAGAAGGAGGUGAGGCUCAAUUUGUUGCUUCCAGUUUGGGUGAAUCAGCAAGCGCUCAUCAAUUGAUGAGCACAGGAGAGUACAUAAGAGAGUGUCACAUCAAGAUGCUGAUUGAAUGCUUACUGUGGUGAAAUGGCAGCGUGGAGGAGUCACAAAUAAACACACACCCAAGUAGCACGCACUGAAUAUGUAGAGACUGAUAGGAAUCUAAUGUGUAUCUAUUGUGAAUCCUGUUUUAUAGCAUGCAGAAUAGACGAUCUAAGACGAGACCCUGUAGGUUUACAGUUACAUGAGACUGGGUUGACUGCACCUCAGUGGCCAAUAGCUAAUGCACAAUCCAGCCAGUGUCUUUAGCAAUGCCAUCUUAAAGGCAAGACCCUUUAUUUACGAAAACUAAAAUGCCCCUUUGGGCAUUCUUUUUUUUGGACCACAACCCAUUCACAUGCAUCUACUGUCCCGUGCUGGUUUAGAAGUGUUUGAUGAUACCACCAAUGGCACAUGUUCAUGUUCAUCUGUUAUUUUUUUACAAGGCUAAAACCCAUCAGCGCCCAAGCCAUAUUUUCCGCUGAAUGCACCGCGUGCGCUCAGCACAAGGAACCCUUUAUGUGAAGCGAAAGCAAAAAGGUCAAAGUGGCUCAGAGGAAUUGACCGGACUGAACUUUUCUUCAAAACUGAGACUGAGUCACAGAACACCUGCAUGUCCUGGAGGAACAGGACGACAAACAAGAAAAAACCUAAUCUACCUGUGGCUGUUUGAUGUUUUUUUUUUCUUUAUAUUUGUCUUUUUACGCUCUGCCAUUCACGUGUUGAGAAGGAAUUCUGUGGGGCUGACCACAAAAGCGACCCAAGAGAGAAUAUUCUGGAAACGUUGGAUACCUUGAGGCAGCGUCACUGAUAUAUGCUCCUUCCUCGGUCACGGUCUACUAAGCACUCUCAUCUUUCCACUGAGAAUAAAUUCUUGUUUUGACAUCCUGAA